GGCUUGUCGAUCGGCCGAUAAUCGUAAAAGUUUUUAUAAGUAGAAUUGGUUAGCUGUAUAGCGGGUUGGGUGGGGCCUUGAAUCCUCUUUAUUCCCCAUAUGUUAGGCGUUGACUCAUCCUUACGCGUGAUUUCUCAAACGGUACGCCUACACAAACGAUCGUUUUUGCAAGGCAAAAGUUUCCAAUGUGAAACGAUCAAAAGCAACAAAAAAAAAAAAAACUUUACAGUGAAUCGUAUGCAAAAUUUUAACGCUGAUCGAGGUAUAUCCCGAGUGUUGAAGAGUGCCAUAAGAAAUGAGGUUUUAAUCGAUUUUUCCUCGAAUUGAUACGUAAAAUGACGAAAUAAUAAUAAUGAUCACGUCGUUAAUAAUAAUCAUAAGGUCAAUAAUAAACAUAAUAAUAACGCCGCUCCAUGGUUAUAAAUAGAUCGCGUCGAUGUGUGCGUUGGUAACCGGGUUCCGUUCUCCUCUCUGGUUGGCUAACGCGCGGGUGGGGGAGGAAGGCGUAGUGCGCAGAAUAGGUGCGCAAUGACGCGGUCUUGCCAGUCUGCUUUCGAGCGAGGGUCGUUUGCCGCAGGAGAGAAUUCCGCAUUCGCAUUUUUAUUAUUUUUAGCAGAAUAAUAGCUAAUUUUACCUCCCACAUAUAUCACUAUAAUGUUACAGAUUUCGGGAUGAUUCUUCGUCUGCCACCCGGAUAUUAGAAUAAAUCAUCGAGGAAAUCCGAGCGUUAACAAAAUGCCCCGUAUUGAUCCGCUGCAGCUGCUGAAGUGUCUCAGUGUUCUUUUGGGUCCUACGGGAGGCAUCAAGAGCAACGACGAAGUCCAGCGCUUAGCAAGCCUAAUGACAAAGUUUUCGAAAAAGCUUGUUUCAAAAUGUAUCUACAUUCAGAUCCUGAAGACCACGAACACCGAUCUCCUGGGCCAAUUCAUGGGCGCAGGGGGGUGGAAUCUAGUUCACAUGUGGUUGACAGAUGGAAUCCUAGCAAAAAACUGGGCUCUGAUUCAGGAAUUGCUAGAGCUGCUUCUUCUUUGUCCUGUAGACGUUGAGCGUCUGAAAAUUAAUAAUUGUCCAAAGUUGAUAAAGGGUCUUUCCAAAGAAGGUAGCCAUCAUGUAGUCAGGGCAUUGGCAAGUCGAUUAGUCGAACAAUGGUUAAAGAUUGUCAAAGGUGAAGCGGCACCAAAUUCUGUGCCCUCAGAUAUCAUGACUUUGCCGAUUCAAACCUUGAUUGACCAAAGCCAGUCGCUACCUGUCCAGCAACAGACUGGAAGAACGAAUAACAUCAGCAAUAAUAUUAACGAGAAUGGUGACCUCCAAGGCAAUAAAAUCCAAUUGACGGAUUAUACUGAAAAUACAUCCAAUGGUACGCAGCUAAAAGAUAAACUUCAGCAGCUCCAAAGGCCCCAGCAGUGCGAUUUGCAGACUGUGGCCAAAAAUUCCCAGAAGCAGUAUUUUUUAGUACCCUCUUCACAACAGCAGCAACAGCAGCAAUCACUGCCCGUUUAUAAGAUAACAAUUCGUGAUGGUAAACAAGUUUUAGCUAAGGUAGAAACAGACCCUGCAAAUAUUAACAACGUAUUGGCCUCAAACAACGAAAAUAGAGUCAACGGCGAUAUCAAAGAAGAUUUUACAACGCAGGACGACAUCGGAACGAUUGAAACAAUUCAAGGAACACUGGUCGACGGUCAAGAAUUCGUCCAUGAUAACUCUAACCAUUUAUCUAGUGAAGUGAAAAAUUCGGUAGCUAGUUCUAAAGACAUUAACAUUGGAAUAAAUAGCGAGGAUAGUAAGGACAAUAGUAGUAAAGAUGCAAAGGAAGGUGUUAGUAGUGACUGUAACAAGUCCAGUGACAAAGAAAAUCGGGAUUUUCAUAAAAGGGAUGAUAAAAAGUCCAGCAGUAGUUCGGAUAAAAGAUUAAGUAGUCAUAGUUCAUCAUCUCGGAGUUCGUCAAAACAUGGUUCAAGCUCGCAUCGUUCAAGUUCAAGUUCCCACAGAUCAUCAGGCUCCCAUAGAUCAGGUUCGGAAGGGUCAAAGGGCUCCAGUUCUAAGGAUAAAUCUUCUUCGAAGGAAAAAGACAGGCAUCGUUCUAGUUCCAGCAAGCACAGUUCUUCCUCAUCCUCAUCUUCGAAGGCAGGUAAAACUGACCGGGAGCGAGAGAAGGAGAAGCUGAAGAAGGACCAGGCAGAAAAGGAUAAGGCAACACUGGAAAAAGUCCAAGGUCAGGCGCUCAGCGUGAAAAUGGGAAAAAUACCAAAAAAAAGGGCAGAGGAUGAAGUUAAACAGUCGAGUGAUAGUUCGAGUACAGUGAAAUCCUCUUUAUCACCAUCCAGAAAACUGUCAACAGAAUCUAAAGAUAGUGCAAAAGAGCAGAAAGAAAAGACUGAUGGAAAGAAAGUCGUGAUACCAGAGAAAAAAAAUAUUUCGAUGUCUAUUGAAACCAGAAAAAGUUUGCUGGAAACAUCUCGUCCUAAAACGGUCAAAACGUUCAAUUCUAAAUUUAGGUCUACAGGAUUAGAGGAAGAAGUCAAACCCCCACCUCCUAGGUCUGCCAAGAAGCCUAGCACACUAUUGGACAAGAAACUUAUUCCCCCAAAACUGUCUGCCAUUAAGAGGCCUUCUCCACCAAUGGAAAAUAUUCCAUUACCAGAGAAACGUGCCAGGCUAUCUCUAGACUCUCCGGCAACACCGCCGCCAAUUGAAGACAAGAAAGGAGGCAUCAAACUCAUUCCACCCAAACCCAAACCUAUGGUCCUUCAAGAGAGUGACAUGUUCAUGGACGCCCUGACUGCAUCAACGAAGAGCAAAGAACCACGUAAGCGAAAGAGGAGGACGUCACUCUCGAAGGAUGGAGUGCCUGACCCUAAAAAACAGGAAGUGCAGGGAGAGGGACGCGACGGGACUCCGCCACCGUCGUCGCCGUUAGGUCCUGACGAAAAAUCCCCGGUGGUCGUUAAGCCCAACUUCAAGUUUUAUCAAGACACGCUCGAAACGGAGGAAGACAAAGAGAAGAAGGACAAGGAGGAGGAUAUAAAAGAGGAGGACAAAAAAGAAAAAGAUGAAAUUGAAUCCAUUGAUGAAAAAAACGUUAAAGAUUCUAAAGAGAGUAGAGAACAGCAUCAUCAGGAGGAGGAGGAAGAGGAAAGAUCCACGACACCUACACCGGACGACGAAGUCGAGGAUACUAAGGGAUCAAGUUCGCCGUCGGAGACGACGCCGGAAAUGUCAGAGUCCGACCGCAAAGAUAAGGGGGAUUCGAGUCCAACUCCAGAGAUACGGUUCGUAAAUGGCCUGAAGAGUGUUUUGCUGGCCCAGAAACGCAAAGGGCCAAAGAAAAUUCUGAAGUGGAAGACGGACCUGGAAUCUAUAAGGUACUUCGAACUCGAUGAAACAGAGAGAGUCAAUGUCACCAAGACUUUCACCGACGCCAAGCAAAUGGAGAAGCAAAACGAAAGGGAAGCUUUCCAGAUGGCAAGAAAGCUGAGUACAGAAGAUCUAAUGGAGGAAAAGACAACUUGGAAACCGUUGAUUCCAAUUGAUUUACCACCGGCGCUGGUCGAGCAUGGGAAAAAUAGCCGAGAGAAGGACGUACAGUAUGCAAGGGAGAAGGGAAUUCUUCAGGCAUUGUACUUUAAUCGUAGCAUGAUUCCGGACUCCGCAGCUGAACCUGAUGAGGAACGUCACCCCAUGACCGAUCCAAAGAUUAUACCAUUGGAUGACUUGACGGGUAACAAGGAGAGUGAAAAGGACUUUACGUCGAUGCCUUGGCCAGAGCCGAAACCUCAAUUAUUCCAGGCACCUGUUGUGCCGGCUUACCCAUUCCCUCCGUUCCCUCACAAUCAGCAGCCAAUGCUGGGUGGCAUGGGUCCACAAGGCCCUAUGCCUCCUAUGGCACAAAUGCCCCAACAAAUGAUGGGUCCAGGGCCAAUGGGUCCAAUGGGUCAAAUGGGUCCAAUGGGUCCUGACAUGGCAGGGCCAAUGCCAAGUGGGGGUGGAGGCUGGCGAACUGGAGAUGGAAAGGUCGUUGUCCCUGAUGUGGGGAUGCCAAAUAUGCAAGGUGGUUAUCCUCCAGGUCCUGAUGGUCCACUAGGUCCUCCUGGAAUGAUGGGACCACCAAUGUUCAACCAACCAGAUGGAUUCGGCAUGAUGGGACCACCUGACGACAUGGGAUACGGCCCUGGGAAUAUGGGAAACAAUUUUCAAGGUCCUCCCGGCUAUGGUCCAGGGCUUGGACCUGGUCCUGGACCCGGACCAGGACCAGGACCGAAUUUCCAAGGUGGGCCAAGAGGAGGACCGAUGCGAGGAGGUCCAGGAGGAAUGGGUCGAGGGGGACCUGGACAGGGAUGGUACAGAGGAGGUGGAGGGCCAAUGUCGGGUAGAGGUGGUUGGAGGGGUGGUGGCGGUUGGCGGGGAAAUGGAAAACAGCCGCCAAUUUGCAGACAAUUUACGAAGAAUGGUUAUUGCAGAAUAGGUGACAAGUGUCAAUACCUGCAUCCUGGUGUAAACUGUCCACCAUUUUGAACGGUUUAGUUCCAGUUUUAUCGGUGCUGCAAAAAAUCAAAUAUGGUAAAAAAAAUAAUGUGCUGCUUCGAGCACGCACGGAGGUCUGCGGACGAGCUGUUGUGCGUAGCUGCCAAUAAAAAGUACGACAGUCGACAUCACCUGUCAUUGUACCGUGGAUUUAUUCGUUUAGUAUUGCGCAACUCUCUUUCGUCUGAUACCCGGAGAAUGAGAGCUUUUAUUUAUCAUUUUUGCUAGUCUGUGAAACGAUUGGCAAACAUCUAAAAAAUUGGAUGAAAUACAUGACGGGAAAAGCGCCAUUCCAAAUGCAUGCCGAGAUAAUGCCAGGGAGUAAUUGUGAAUUGGCGACAAUAUGGGUGAAAGUACUUUGUUCAAUUUUUCUUUUUCUUUUUUUUUUUGUAAGCUGAUACAUGGUUACUCUGAACGUCUGAUAUUAAAUGUGGACACCUUGAGUUCAAAUGUAAAAUGAUUUCCCGUUUAUUGAGGACCAGUUACUGCUAUGUUGAAAACGAAAUGUGCAUAAGUUUAGUGUAAAUAUUAGGAUCGUGUAGUUUUGUAUAAAUUUGCUAGUUUAUAAAAAUCGAGAGAGUGACUGCGUUUAAAAAAUAUGCAAUAAAUAAUAAUUGCGGACACUACAGAAGAACGUCAAGCUGGGACGAUUGUAUUAUAAUUGAUUUUAAGUAAUCGUUUAUCUACGCCAGUGAAACAGAAAAGAGAUCGCGUGUAUUCGGGUAAACAAUAAUGCCGGGAAAAUGUAUAUGUAUAUUUAAUUGAGAGAUCGUCUAGAUUAAUAUUACCGUAUUGUUCCGAGUAUAAACCGACCCCCAAUUCUGAGACAGUAUUUUAGGGUGUUUUUCUUUGUUAUCUGCACAUAAGAUGGGUCUGAGUAUAAGACUAGGAUGAUUUUGGCAGGUGCUGUUAACGACAAAAAAACCUCUGUUUAUAUUCGAAACAAUACGGUAUGUAGUAUAUCGAGUCAAAAGUGAUUCAAGGAUUAAUAAUAAAAUAAAAUUGCAACAGAAGUUUUUUUGUACGUUUUACGUUGAGGGUAGUAUUUACCUUUUUGUACAUGGUUGAUUAUUAAGUUUGUAUAUAAUUUCCUCCAUUGUUAAAUACCAGCUGCUUCAAAGAAAUACAUGGGUUGAAACAA
Messenger RNA from Neodiprion fabricii, 5665 nucleotides. It is a transcript of the gene PNUTS, whose product is annotated as mediator of RNA polymerase II transcription subunit 1.1. The record is from RefSeq and is a predicted model, not a curated record. NCBI's taxonomy places the organism in Eukaryota, Metazoa, Arthropoda, Insecta, Hymenoptera, Diprionidae. The transcript has 9 exons. The coding region runs from base 736 to 4515 and encodes 1259 amino acids. Gene Ontology annotation, molecular function: metal ion binding.